This is a messenger RNA of Metarhizium album ARSEF 1941, 810 nucleotides long. RefSeq names its product Adenylate kinase. Gene Ontology annotation, cellular component: mitochondrion; cytoplasm. The record is from RefSeq and is a predicted model, not a curated record. The transcript is spliced from 4 exons. Gene Ontology annotation, molecular function: ATP binding; AMP kinase activity. Gene Ontology annotation, biological process: ADP biosynthetic process. Lineage: Eukaryota; Fungi; Ascomycota; Sordariomycetes; Hypocreales; Clavicipitaceae. The coding region runs from base 1 to 810 and encodes 269 amino acids.
AUGGGUUUUGUCGAAGAUGAGUUGAAGCAGCUAAACGAGGUCAUGGGCAACCUCGACUCGCGCAUCAAGCAGCUGGAGAAGCGCGCAACGGGCUCCUCUCCCUCCACCGAAGAGAUUCGCAUGGUCAUUAUGGGACCCCCCGGAGCUGGCAAAGGAACUCAGGCGCUGAAGAUUAAGGAACGAUUCUCCUGCUGCCAUCUGGCCACGGGCGACAUGCUGCGUUCUCAGGUUGCAAAGAAAACUCCACUUGGUCGAGAGGCAAAGAAGAUCAUGGAUCAGGGUGGCCUCGUAAGCGACAACAUUGUCAUCGGAAUGAUUAAAGAAGAGCUGGAAAACAACAAAGAGUGUCAAGGAGGUUUCAUCCUUGAUGGAUUUCCCCGCACGGUUCCUCAGGCGGAAGGUCUUGACUCCAUGCUCCAAGCGCGGAACCAGAAGCUUCAGCAUGCUGUCGAGCUGCAGAUUGAUGACUCGUUGCUCGUUGCACGCAUUACCGGUCGCUUGAUCCACCUUGCUUCGGGUCGGUCCUAUCACAGCACAUUUAAUCCCCCAAAGGAGCCCAUGAAGGAUGAUAUCACGGGCGAGCCUCUUGUUCAGCGGAGUGAUGACAAUGCAGAUGCAUUGAAGAAGCGUCUAGUCACAUAUCAUAAGCAGACGACCCCUGUUGUUGAGUAUUAUCAAAAGACCGGCAUAUGGAAAGGACUCGACGCUAGCCAACAACCUGGACAGGUAUGGGAGAACAUGCUAGGUAUCUUGGAAGGAAAUAAGAUUCAUGGACCCGGUUUAUUGAGUCGAAUUUCCGGCAAGAACUAG